AUGGCGUCAAAAAUCGACCUGAAAAUGGAGUCGCAAGACGCAAAAACCACCCCUCCGACUGACCGCCGCGAGGGUGGUAUUUCCAACGAAAACAGUGCAAAGACACGCCCGACUGAGGAGGGACCAUCAACAGUACCCCUGGAGUCGGUAAAGAAGGAUAAGGAGGCGAGAACGGAUAAGAAAGCCGAUAGGAAGGCUGACAAGGACAAAAAGUCAAAAAAGGGCAAGUCCAAGAAGGCACCGGCUGCGACUAGUGGGAGCUCCAGUGCCAGCGAUAGUGAUGUUGACAGCUCAUCCUCGGACGAGUCGAGCAAGUCGGAGUCCAGUUCUAGUGUCGAAGAGAAGUUAAAGAAGAAGCGGCCUCAAAAAAAGCGUCAGGAUAGCCGGAAGUCGAAGAGCAAAUCAGCCAAGGCAUCGAAAACAUCUUCGAAGCAGCUAAAGGUCCAAGUUCAGGCUUCUGAUGACGACACUAGUGACAUCGACGAGGCCGACGACUCAGACCAUCAUGAUAAGAAGGGCUCCAACAGCAACGCGUCUAUGCAGGAAGAGCUUUCACAUAUGCGUCUCCAGGUGCAGAACCUGCAGCGCCAAAUGGCAUCUUUCGGUUUAGGGAAUGGCGGAGCAGGCCUCCAUCCCGGUCUGAACCCGGGUACCUUGGGUGGCGCCGGACAUCUUCAGUCGGCUGCUUUGGGCAACCCGGGCCUGACUGGACAAUAUAAUAUGGGGGUCGACCCGUUACUAACCAUGGCUAAGGCUCUCGGAGGUUACAAGGGUCCGCCAGGACGCGGAAGACGUUUCCCUUCAGGUGAUGAUGUGCUAUGGAAUCGCAGUGCAGGAAACGGCGCCAAGCCGGCCAGAACGAAAAACGGCCGUGGUGCUAAGACGGUUACGCGACGUCUCGAGUUCAAGCGUGUGGACCAGGUCUGGGAUUCACAGAUCCACAACUACAAGCUUCAGGAUACGGCCGAGGACCCAAGCAAUUCCCAGUACGACGAGUAUCUCUUUCACGUGAGGAGGACUUUCGAUUGGGAGGGCAAGUACAAGACCACGAUAGUUGACGUCAAGAGCAAACAACUUCGGGAAGCCCUGCAGGAUGUUAUCGGAAACGUCAAAGGCGUGAGCCUCGUCGAAGAGACUCCGAAGCUGGAUCCCAAGAUGUUGUUUCUGUACCUCGAGGAUAUGCGCGAACACAUGAAAAACCUCAAGGAUCUCGAGCCGGAGGGAGACACACGCAGGGACCGUAGGAAGGUUCAGAAGUGGAUCGACGAGAAGCGACGACAUCUUCGAGUUCUCAUCAAAUACCUUGACACAGAUCAUGCCGAGACGAAGAAGAGCUUAUACCCUAUGCUAGAGAAUGGCCUCAUCACAUUUGACCUCCUAUGGGCUCUCUGGAAACCGAACACCCUCGCGUAUACCACAACGUACGGUUCCGUCGACGAGCCGCGUAUCUUCAAGGUCGAAGUCGCAGAGAAGCAUUACAGCAUCGUGAAAGGAGAAUUCUACUACGUGGAAGGCAAGUAUUUCGAAUUCGACGGCAAACAGUUUGGAUACGGCAGCAUGUCCGAGGAGAUUUCCGAGUUUAGGGGCGCCCGCAAGAUUACUAGCUUGGGAUGCUACCCUCUGAAGUAUCACAAAAACGAGGCCCAGUUACGGAAAGAGCUCAUCGAUCGCGGCAAGAAAUUUGUCAGUCUCGGUGGGGUGCACUACAAGAGCCACCAAGGGAUGGCCUAUCACAAAAAGAAGAAGGCUGUGAUCAAGGUCAACAUUAACGGCCGGAUCAUGGUUGACCCAGCCAUCCAUCGCCGCAUCAACCCGAACUAUCCUGUUUCGCUUGUUAGGCCCAAAGAUCACGACGUACUUAGUGACGACGAAGCUAGCGACGAGGAUGGCGGCGGUUGCGGUUGCGAGUCGGACGAAGAAGGAGGCGGUGGUGGAGAUCUCGAGCAGGCCGACGACGGAGAUGACGGGAAGGUCAAAUACGUAACUAAGGUAUACAAAGACACGAAGGGAAACGUACGCAGCAUACGCAUCCCGAAGGACUUUGUCGAGACCGAGGCCCACGAAAAACUGGACAAGGUCGCCAGCCAGGGCGAAGAGAACGGAGACGAGGUUGCCAAGAGCGGUGGACCCGGAGAAGCUGGAGAAGAUGAAAAGGACGACGACGCUCCCCCGGUCUUCACAGAUGAAGAAUAUUUGAUUGCCUCUCCAGUUGUCCUGGGCUUCGCCUUCGCUGAAAAGCUUUGGCUCGAGUUCACGGUCUCCGGAAUCAAGGAGAUAUCUUGGAAUGAGCAUGCUUAUGACUCUUUGGUUCUGCAGCCGAGCACAAAGGAAAUCGCUCUCGUAGAAUCCCACAAGUACCAUCCGGCUGAGAGUAUCGACGAUGUCAUCCAGGGCAAAGGAAAAGGUCUCGUGGCUGUCCUGCAUGGACCGCCAGGUACGGGCAAAACCUUGACUGCGGAGGGAAUAAGCGAGCUGCUCAAAUGUCCUCUCUACAUGGUAUCUGCUGGCGAUCUUGGGACGGAUUCACGCUACCUCGAGGCGGAGUUGCAGAAGAUUCUGGACAUAUGUCAUGCUUGGGGUGCUAUCCUGCUUCUGGACGAAGCAGACGUAUUCCUCGAGAAACGCAAUAUGCACGACAUCCACCGCAACGCCCUCGUUAGCAUAUUCCUACGACAGCUGGAAUAUUUCCAGGGUAUUCUGUUCUUAACGACAAACCGCGUCCAGACUUUUGAUGACGCUUUCCAGUCGCGAAUCCACAUCGCAUUACGAUACGACGACUUGGAUGUUAAGGCCAAGAGGGCGAUUUUCAAGAUAUUCAUCGAGAGGGCACGGGCAGUGGCCGGGGUCGAUCUGAUGCCGUUUGAUGAAGAAGACUACACAACCCUCGCACGGCACAACCUCAACGGUCGCCAGAUUAAGAACACGGUAGGCACUGCGCAAGCACUUGCUGUCAACAAGGGAGAACCCCUUAGUAUGCGACAUAUUCGCGAGGUCCUCAACGUCCAACAGAACUUUGAACAGGACCUCAAAGGCGGUACCGGGUAUCAAGACGCCAUGCGUAGCUACUUUUAGAUACGGUCUGGGCUAUCUCAUCCACCCCAAGAUCGUUCUCAGCUAUCCUGUCCGAGGCCGGCGAAUGUAAAAGGACAACAGAGGUAGAUAGAUUAUGAAGGGAAGGGGGGAAGACAAGUCUAUUUCGCUGGAUGGAUCUCCUAGAUUCAUCCCACCAUCUCUUUCCCCUCCCAUUCUGAGAUGUCCUGAACGUGUUUUUGCACCAUCGGGCCAGGGAAAAUAGGGAAUCCAAGGGUAGCACUAUACCGUGUCUCUUUCUCUGCAUUUCUUCGUUUUGCUGGAUUUGGGUGCAAUGAGUUGACAUAGUUGAAUCUCGCUGAUAGCGCGUUAAAAAUGCCCAUAAACUCUGCAUGUCCCUCGUUUUCACUGGGUUUGAGCUUAGUAUCAGUUGGGUUUAUCGAUAUUUCAUUUGCAAAGCAUAUAUCGGUAAUGUUAGCGAAUGAUGAUGGAGUGAAAAGGGGGGGAGGGACGUCUCGGGAAGCGAGUGUUAUUGCUAGCUUUGGGUCGAAGAAUCAUGGAGGAUGGUGUAGCACGUAUGAAUCAACACGGACAGCUCGGUUGACCGUAAUUACACUGGCAACACAUCGCCAACGAAUUAACGCGUAGGUAUGUAUGUGUGCAAAUGUCAAUAACCCUUCUGAUAUGUCUU
Molecule: messenger RNA, 3721 nt
Organism: Durotheca rogersii
Lineage: Eukaryota; Fungi; Ascomycota; Sordariomycetes; Xylariales; Xylariaceae
Exons: 6
Coding region: 1-3072 (1023 amino acids)
Molecular function (GO): ATP hydrolysis activity; ATP binding
Source: RefSeq, a predicted model, not a curated record